Guillardia theta CCMP2712 is the source of this 699-nucleotide messenger RNA. RefSeq lists its product as hypothetical. The coding region runs from base 99 to 677 and encodes 192 amino acids. The record is from RefSeq and is a predicted model, not a curated record. Lineage: Eukaryota; Cryptophyceae; Pyrenomonadales; Geminigeraceae. The transcript has 5 exons.
GAGGAACUCACUUCUUGAUCUUUCAUGAUUACACCAAUAGGAGAUCAGCUCCCUCGCUUGCAGACUGGUUCGGCAGAUCUCGCUCUGACCAGAGCAGAAUGGACUUCAGCCAGAAAGAUCCUGAGAUCAUAGACUUCUUGAUGAUCUCUGCCUUCCGAUUGAUGACUGAGUGCAAAGCCUUCGAUCUGGAGUCAAUUCUUGUUCUGGGAGACGGCAAUCACCUCUUAUCAAUAGGAGAGAUGGAGGCUUUAAACCGCAAGUUUCCUUAUCGUGGUAUACUCCAAGGGUCUUCCGCCGCUCGUGAUCUCCGAGUGCGGAUGGCCGCUUUGUUGCCAGAGGUCAUUCAACGUAUCCAACAUUGGUGGGAAAAAGUGUCGCUGGGAAAGGUCUGGAUGACACUGUCGAAGUUUGGCUUCAACUCCGAACACCUCAAAAGAAUGGUACAGAACAUGCGGCAUCUUGUUCCCACUAUGGAGUCUAUGCUUCAAGUGGAAGAACCUUUGAAACCUCUCGCAACGUCUGGGCAAGGCAUCAAGGCUGAUUCGAAGAUGAAAGAGACAACAAACCGAAAAGUCGUUCAAGAUGUUGAGACGUCAGUGGCAAAGAAGGAGAUGAGGUUAGGGUUGAGAUCAACGGUGCCAUCCAAGAACGACAAGGCAAUAACAAGCAGGAGAUGAUCGAUGUCUCAUUAGAAAGUAA